AUGAGUUUUGUUGCACAUGAAGAUCAUGCACCACAUGAUUUCUUUAGCAACCACACUAACAACAACGAAGGCAAUAACAACAACAAUAGCAACAAUAGCAAUAGUCAUACUGACUUUCACAGUAUUCUAAGUAGUCGCAACUCACACACAAGACUUUUGGAUGAAAACCACGAUAUACUAGAUGAGUUUUUAGACCAAAGAGUUUACGACUCAAUGGGAACAACCACGCCCAACAACAACACUAAUAUUAAUAACGACAAUGGUGACAGAAACAGCAACAAUCCAAAGAUCAAACAGGAACAAUUCCCAGGAGAAACAUUGAUGAACUCGCUAUAUGCUUUAACUGACAACACGAAUGAUAUCCCUGUUGAGUCAAAUACAUUUGAACAUGGCAUAAAUGGAAGUAAUUUCCCUCAAUUUUCAGAUUUGCCAAAUGGCAGUAAUCACAAUAAUGGCCUUGAUAUGAAUGUUGAUGGUAUUUCUCCACAAGAUAACGACUAUUUGUACAUGGAGUUACCUCAUGACUCGAACUUUUCACACGAUCCCCUCCUGUCUAAGCAUGAGGCGCAGACUCACCAGAACUCGAUAACCAACUCAAUAUUCCAUACCCCUAAUGCCAUGACAUCCCCUGAAGAAACGAAAUCAAUCUCCAACGGCCACGCUGUUGUACAGUCAAACCCAACCUCGUUAUCUGAGUACGAAUUUGUUAGGGAAGAAUUGAACAAACUAAAAUUCGGCUGUCAUCGUAUCAAUGCCGCACCAAAGACCGUCGAUAUCCCUGAUCCUUCGUAUUUGGAUUUCUCCUCAGAAGCUAUGAGUAAGUUGCCACAUAAAAUGGCAUUGUCUGCUUUACCUAGUCACUCGCGUGUGGAAACUCAAAUUAGAUGUGAUAUAACUUUAAAUCCCGCCCCAAAUCAAGCCUUGUUAUACGUGCCACAAGACCUUAUAUCCAAAAACAAGUUUUGCUUGUCAGAUCCAUUGGAAACUUUGCACCCUAGAUUGAGGGAAAAUUUGUUGUUUUUGGAUGCUUAUGUGCUCACUUCUGAUUUACAACAGUCGUGUAACAUCUGCUCGAGGUGUAUCAAAAGAGAACAAAAAAGAGCCUCUCGUGGGAAAGCUGCAGGGGAAAUGGAUGAAGGUCAAUUCAGUGCCACCACCCCUGCUGCUGCUGCUGCUGCUAAUACCACCUCGCCUUCAUCUUCUAAAACACCUGCUGCUAUAAAAAACAAUUCAACUAGUUGGGCUGAUGAGAAAAUGAUGAAAAAGGCAAUAAUAUUCAACUGUAAAGAGAUUGUUUCAUUCCCAUCGCCUUCAGGGUUGAAGAACAACAAUUCAAAGUCAAUUGAGUUAUCUGCAAGAAUAAUAUGUUAUUGCAGACACCAUAAGGAACUGACAGGAUUUAGAGUGUUGAUUUUGAUAAAGAAUAAUAAAGGCGAAGUUGUAGCUAAGCAAUUAUCUUCGCCGAUUAUGAUUAUGGAUCGCAAAAAGAAUAUUCCAUUGACCAAAGAUUCGUUGCCUAAUUCGGUUGUUGGAUCAUCAGUCAAUUUACAGGCACUAGAUGAUACGGGAAGCAAAAAGAAAAGAAUCUCAAACUCUGAUUCCGAAAAUGAACACAAGUUUUCCAACAAUGAGUUUGGACAUCAUUCGUCGCCAAAUUCGGUGGAUGAGUCUGCAUCUGAAGUGCAAACAAACACUGAUGCCGAAUCAAGUCGCGGCCUCAAACGUAAGAAAUUGUCAGUUGAUGAUUCAUACAAUGCUUCUGCCAAUCCAAUGUACAACGGUAGUAUAAGUGGUUAUUCGCCAUUAAGCAACAGUGAUACCAACACAUCGACCAACAUUCAUUUUAUGAAACAACCACUGUACGCUGGAUUAUCGCCUAUGGGCACUCAACACCCUCCCCCAAAUCCACAGUUGCAGCAAAUGCAAACUCCGCAAUCGUCUUCGUCAUCAUCUCAACAGCAGACCUUGCAACGCUUGCCAUCAAUACAACGAAUCAUACCUGCUCAGGGGCCCAUACGUGGUGGUAUUGAAAUUACGCUAUUGGGCUUUAAUUUCCGUCCUGGUUUACUGGUUAAAUUUGGUCCUAACCAAGCGUUGGCUACCCAUUGCUGGUCUGAAACUACAAUUGUGACGUACUUGCCUCCAGCACUGCAGCCAGGGCAAGUUUUGGUUAGUUUUGAAAAUGAGGAGUCCUCAAUAAUUGGUGGACCUCAGCAACAACAGAUAUUCACCUACACUGACGAUACAGACCGACAAUUGAUUGAAUUGGCCUUGCAAAUAGUGGGAUUGAAAAUGAAUGGUAAAUUGGAAGAUGCAAAGAACAUCGCCAAGAGAAUUGUUGGUAGUGAUGCCAGCACUGGAGGUAAUAGUAAUGGUACUGCACCAAACUCGAUGACGGCAUCACCCACAAAUUUGGCUCAGAGUCAAGAAGACGUUCAUGAUUGGUUCAAUAGUGCUCACGCUUCUUUAAAGAAAUUAACAUCCUCUGGUUUGUCCACGCAAGUGAUUUUGAUAAGACUUCUUUCCUUGGUUGAUUUGCCAAAUUGCCCAAUCAUUAUACCCAAUUGGCAACUUGCUAAUACCCAAGGUCAAACGUUGUUGCAUUUAGCCACGAUGAAGAACUAUCACAAGUUGAUCAAAUUUUUGGUCACCCAUGGCUGUAAAAUAGACGUUAAGGAUAACCAAGGUUUGACGCCAUUGUUUUUGGCCUCAAUGUGUGGUCAUCGCAAGUUGAUUCAGUUAUUCAUUGAGUGUAAAUCCAAUUGGAACUUGAAGUUGCUGAAUGAUAAAUACUUGCGCGACUAUUGUGACUUGAACGUUAUUGAUAUGUUUAAGGAAUACGAAGAGCAGUCGUUGCAACAACAGCAGCAGCAUCAGUUAUCACUGGACAUUGGAGAAGACGAUGCUAAUGUCAUUAAGAAGACAACGUCUUUUGAUUCGUUGGAUUCGAUGUUUGACGAUGACUAUGGACGCCACAUUUCAAAGAUGAGCCAGGACGAUGAAGUACACAGGAGGGAUCUUCAAAGCCAGGAUCAACAUGAUAGUGCUAUUUCUGCUUGGGAAGGUAAUAGGAACUAUUCAUCGGAAUUUGCUGAUUCAGAAUUUGAAUCUGAAGAUGAUUAUGAUGAGGAGGAAGCUGAUUAUUGUGAUGAUGAGUAUAGUGAUGGCGAUGACGUUGAAGUCAGUGAUGGAGAAGAAGAUCAUUCACAAGGUGCAGAGUGUACGAGAGAUGCGGAUCAUACUUCUGACGCUCAAGAGCCAUCCAAACCACCGUCGUCUCCAGGUUUGUGGCAAAAAGUCAAGAACGUGUUCAAUAAAGAAGAAGAUAGUGAUUUACCACAAUAUGACGACUUGUUCCCAUUUGGGCCUUCGUCUAGCCUUACAGCCAAGCCCAAGAGUGCUCUCGAACAGUCAAUGAAUGAUGCAACACAAGCCCAAUCAGCUGAAAACACCUCAAGUACGAAUUCUAAGGCUGACCUCGAGCCAACUAGCUCUAAGCUUGCUGAUACAGACACUGACCCUGGUUUGGCGUCCGACUCGUCAGAAGAUAUGGUGGUGACUUAUAUCAAUCAUCCAAGGAAACCAGUUGAACAUGAUAGGAUGUUGGUAUUUUUCUGGAUUCCUGCAUUGGUUGUUAUAUUUGCCCUAUUCUUUAUGGUUUACGUUGUUGGUUACAAUUUCAAGCAACUUGACUAUGCCAAGGAGUUUGUGAGGAACACAGUGGGUAAUCCCAUGGUUGGUAAUGAGCGUAUUACCAAGGUGUUUAAGAGCACAAGUGGAGGCAAAGUUGCCGCAGCAGGAAAUACUGCAACUACUGCGAUACGACGCGUUGUUGAUUUCUAA
This is a messenger RNA of Lodderomyces margitis, 3843 nucleotides long. RefSeq names its product Spt23p (gene SPT23). The record is from RefSeq and is a predicted model, not a curated record. Lineage: Eukaryota; Fungi; Ascomycota; Pichiomycetes; Serinales; Debaryomycetaceae. Gene Ontology annotation, molecular function: protein binding; phosphatase regulator activity; enzyme inhibitor activity. Gene Ontology annotation, cellular component: cytoplasm. The coding region runs from base 1 to 3843 and encodes 1280 amino acids. The transcript has a single exon.